This is a messenger RNA of Monopterus albus (swamp eel), 5800 nucleotides long. RefSeq names its product MAP/microtubule affinity-regulating kinase 2b (gene mark2b). The coding region runs from base 1411 to 3825 and encodes 804 amino acids. Gene Ontology annotation, cellular component: cytoplasm. The record is from RefSeq and is a predicted model, not a curated record. Gene Ontology annotation, biological process: intracellular signal transduction; microtubule cytoskeleton organization; protein phosphorylation. NCBI's taxonomy places the organism in Eukaryota, Metazoa, Chordata, Actinopteri, Synbranchiformes, Synbranchidae. The transcript is spliced from 21 exons. Gene Ontology annotation, molecular function: tau-protein kinase activity; ATP binding.
GUUGUCAGGAAGUGUUGUAGGACAGAAAUAAUGCUGGACUUUUCCCGGGAAACGGGAUCCCUGGUAACGCUGCACCUGCCUUUUACCAGCCUGGAAGAACCGCGGCCACCAUUCAGGGGUCGAAAAAAACCGAGUAGAUCCGAACACCGAACGAGUCAUCUCCCUCCCCUAUACUCUUCUUUCAGUCGUCGUGCAAGCAGCCAUGUUGCCGCGAGCUUGUUCCGGUAUCAGGACAGGAUCGUGCGCAUAGCCUGCAUUCGGGCGCAGCUCCUCGCAUUUCUCUCCCCUUGUCGCUCGUGGCUCGCACCUCCGAACAAGAAAAGCCCAGUUUACCUAUAAUGGAUUAUACAACUUGAUGAUUCCUCAUUCCCUCGGCUGGUCACGGGAAUAAUAGCAGUCGGUGUACAGAUAGGACGAACUGGUAUAUCGCUACACUGCAGUGCAGCAGUGGUGAACGACCUUAUUCCUAUCACGCAACACAAGGAAGAGCGCCGGCGAUUUCCGUGGAUUUUGAGUUUUGUGGGCUGCUCUGUGGCACUUACCGCCGUUGUGGCCGCUGGGGGAGAAGCUAACAGGCUAGCUCUGCUUCGACAUAAACACUGAAUUGGCUACCUACAUGGGCUAACGGCGACCAGCCAGUUAGCUAGCGCAACAGAUUAAUUCGUGUUUCUCACCUGCCAUGUGAGCAUUUUACAUGGUGCUGCUUAUAUUUUUGGAUACCCUACUUUGGAUAUCACCCUGGCAAUAUUUUGAGUCAUUUUGUGUGAGUUGGGAGGAUCAAGACCUCGCCGGGAAUAACUUUGGCCUCAAAGUUUUAGACCUCAGACCUGGUUUGAACCUGAAAGGAAACUGCUCUACGACAAAAGAGAAAUAUAAGCGACGACACUGCGUCAUGAGAACGACGUUGGAUAAAUCUCUAUUGUAGAUUUCGGUGACAGUGGGGCUUCCUCGGAAGUUAGUGAGCAGCUUGUGCUAGCCACCCAAUUGAACCUUGUCUGGAUCAGUGCAACCGUUGCCCAACUUUUCUACAAGCUAGCCCCUGUAGCUAUCUGGCCAAAACGUCACAGCCUAGAGGUUGUUGGUCGCCAUCGACUCUGAUAAAUGGUAAUUGGAAAGUGAAUGUUUUUACACCCACAUAGAAACUAAGGAAGACAUUUGCUUUUUCCUGUUUUGUGCUUGUUGACAAACAUGGGACGUACUGUUGCUGCUAACUCGGCUAGCCGCUGAUGUGGGAUUCAACUUGUUGAUUCACGGGCUAUCUGUCGUUCUGCUAGCUGGCUAGCACUGGAAAUCAGUUUGACAAUUCCCUCAGCCAUCAGCUACCUAAGUUUUAAUGUACAAUAGACACUGAAGAGUCGUUCCUGUUUCACUGUUCCUUUACCCUUUUUGACAACUCCAAGUCUUUCAAAAAUGUCAACAAGGACCCCACUGGUACAAGUAAUAGAAAAUUCGGCUGGGCAGGACUCAAAGCCAUCUGGCCGCUCCAGCAUGCCGCGAUGUCGGAACUCGGUCGCCACAACCACAUCAGACGACCAGCCGCACAUUGGUAACUAUCGGUUGCUGAAAACCAUCGGCAAAGGCAACUUCGCCAAGGUCAAACUGGCACGACAUGUCCUUACCGGAAAAGAGGUGGCUGUAAAGAUCAUUGAUAAGACACAGCUCAACUCCUCCAGUUUGCAGAAGCUCUUCCGGGAGGUGAGAAUCAUGAAGAUGUUGAAUCACCCCAACAUAGUCAAGCUCUUUGAGGUGAUAGAGACAGAGAAGACUUUGUACCUGGUAAUGGAGUACGCUAGUGGAGGAGAGGUCUUUGAUUAUUUGGUGGCUCAUGGCAGGAUGAAAGAGAAAGAAGCCCGCGCCAAAUUCAGACAGAUUGUGUCAGCAGUGCAGUAUUGCCAUCAGAAGUGUAUAGUACACAGAGACCUCAAGGCAGAGAACCUGCUGCUGGAUGCCGACAUGAACAUUAAGAUAGCUGACUUUGGCUUCAGUAAUGAAUUCACUUUGGGGAACAAGCUGGACACGUUCUGUGGCUCCCCGCCCUAUGCAGCCCCGGAGCUCUUCCAGGGCAAGAAGUACGACGGCCCAGAGGUGGACGUCUGGAGCCUGGGGGUGAUCCUCUACACACUGGUCAGCGGCUCGCUGCCCUUCGAUGGCCAGAACCUCAAGGAACUGAGGGAGCGUGUGUUGCGUGGUAAAUACAGAAUUCCCUUCUACAUGUCCACUGACUGUGAGAACUUGCUCAAGAAAUUCCUCAUCCUGAACCCCUCCAAAAGAGGCAGCCUUGAGCAGCAGAUAAUGAGGGACCGGUGGAUGAAUGUGGGCUAUGAGGAGGACGAGCUCAAACCUUACAUCGAACCCCAGCCAGAUUACAAGGACCCCAGGAGGACAGACAUCAUGCUACAGAUGGGAUUCUCUCAAGAGGAGAUCCAGGACUCGCUGGUGAACCAGAAGUACAAUGAUGUGAUGGCUGCAUAUUUGCUACUGGACUAUAGGAACUCUGAGCUGGAUGAAGGCUGCAUCAGGCCCCGACCAGGAAGUGAUGUAAGCAACAUAAACGCUCCCUCCCCGCCUCAUAAGGUACAGCGCAGCGUGUCAUCCAACCAGAAGCCUCAGAACCGCAGGACCACCGACCAGGGCUCCUCCUACUCGAAGAGAGGGGGUCAAGCAGACAACCGGACUGCAGUGGAGGAUUCUGGGAGGAAGGGUUCAGGCAGCUCCACUACCAAGGUGCCGGCCAGCCCUCUGGUCUCCUCUGACCGCAAGAAGAGCGCCACACCCUCCACUAAUAGCAUUCUGUCCACUGGUACCGGCCGCAGUCGGAACUCUCCACUGACUGAGAGAGCAACACUUGGCCAAGGCAUCCAGAAUGGCAAGGACAGCCUAAACACUCCGGGCUCCCGCGCCUCCACCGCCUCGGCCGCUGCCGUCCUCUCCUCCUCCUCCUCCUCCUCCUCUUCCUCGCGUCCCCGCCACCACAAGUCCCUGUCCUCCUCCAAUCAUCCAUGCCCCUCUGACCUGCACGCACCACGGCCCAGCGCCCCACCUCAGCGGGCACCCGGUGCCUCCCCGUCUGCCCACAACAUCAGCAGCGCUGCCGUGUCAGACCGUACCAACUUCUCCAGAGGGGUGGGAAUUCGCAGCACGUUCCAUGCAGGCCAGCAGCGGGUGGCCCGGGACCAGCAGGGCCCCGCAUACCCUGGUGGGCCCGCUUCCCCUUCACUGUCACAUGGCAACAGCCAGGCCCGGAGGACACACGGCGCCACAGGGAUUUUCAGCAAGUUCACAUCCAAGUUUGUACGCAGAAAUCUCUCGUUCAGGUUUCCAAGAAGGAGUCCGUAUGAGGGAGAGGGUCGAGAUGAGGGGAGCAGGUCCAUGCUGAGCAGUACAGUGGACAAGUCCGAGAAGACGUCAGGUGGUGUUCUCUCCUCCUCGUCCAACAACGACGAGAACAACUCCUCGCCAGGAUCUGGUAACACUGGUGGCACUGGUACCCCUCCAGCCAUCGCCAGCCAGAAGGACUCGGCCAAGCCGCGCUCACUGCGCUUCACCUGGUCCAUGAAGACCACUUCGUCCAUGGAGCCCAUGGAGAUGAUGCGCGAGAUCCGUAAAGUGCUUGAUUCCAACAGCUGCGAGUAUGAGUUGCGUGAGCGCUACAUGCUACUGUGCGUGUCGGGAAACCCGGCACGUGACGACUUUGUUCAGUGGGAGAUGGAGGUGUGCAAGCUGCCUCGGCUCUCCCUAAACGGCGUGCGCUUCAAGCGGAUCUCGGGCACGUCCAUCGCUUUCAAGAACAUUGCCUCAAAGAUUGCCAAUGAGCUCAAACUCUGAGUGCAGAGAUGCAGCGAGGAGAGUUGAGAUUAAAGGUGGCAAUGGGAGGGUGGAGGGUGGAGGGGGAGAAAGCAAGGAUGAAAAUGGCAUUGUAGGCAGGGUGGGGGUGCUGUGGAGGUCAGAAGGUAAGCCAAAGGGUGGGAUCAUUUUAAAAAGAACAUGAUUGUUAUCUGGACAAAGCAGGGCUACCACUUCUCUGUGACCAGAAAAUGUUCCUUUUCUAGAUGUUUGGUUUGCUAAGUUCUCGAGGCCCUGCGAUUAGAAACUCUGAGCUGAUUUCCUCUGAGUUGUGAAGUACUUACAGACCGAGGUCUCCUCUCUCCCGCCUGGGUUUCUUUUGUCAUGUUCUGCUUAGACGUUCCACUCUUCUGCAUGUCCAGUCUGCUCUCUGUUUUUUAACAAGUCACACUUCGAUCACAUUGACCACUCCUGUCACAUCUUACUGCUAUUUAUUAGUUUCUCUGCACAGAUCUGCUGCCAGGUAUUUCUGGGUAAGGGGGGAACCAGGUGAAAAUGGGAGCUGCCUGGAGGACUGACAGAGCAGAGGAAUUGCUGAAACAAACAUUCUGCUUUCUCUCUGAACAUCUGAACGAUUGACAGAAAAUAUGAAACCUUAUUUUGCUGAAAAACUCAAAGGAGGUUGGCUUGAAUUGGUUCAGAUUGUGCUCCACAGCUGAACGGACUCCAACUGAGCCAGGACUUUGGCUGCUAAAGCCCACCGUCACACACAAACACACCUCCAGAUGGAUUUUGGAUGGCUGAACUCGUACUGUCAUUGGUGAAAGGACCCUGCCCACCCAAAGACCUCCCCUCUCGCCCUGAAACAAACUUCUAAAAAUCCACUUGAUCCAUUCUCACUCACACAGUCACUCAUCACUCCUCCCUCUUCCUCUAAUGUCAAACUGAACUCAACACAAACACUUCCAUCUUCUCACCUCUCCACUCCCAUUAUCUUCCUCAGUUUUGAUUUCUCUUUCACCAUCAAGCCUGAGGAGCCAGCUGAUGUCGCCAUCGAUUUUACGGCCUGUGUCUUUAAGUCUGUACUUCUUAUUUUAUUUUUUAACUUAGUUUGUUUUAUUGCUUUUACAAAGAGUUGUGCACUGGAAAAGUGGGGCAUAUUGGAACCUGGAGAGGGAAGGACAGUCUAUGGACAAGGUAGUUGAUGGAUUUUAUGUUGCCUUUGUUUGAAAAUAAAUUUAAAAUUUGUUUUAUUAUAUAUGUCAGCACAUAAAUGCUCAAAUGAGUCAUUUGUAAUAAUGUUUUUGUAAGUUGGUAUCCCCUCAGUUGGCACUGCACUUUCUUAUCCAGAAUGUCAGUGUUGUACCAACACAUUUCUCCUCCACCUCUGAUACACGUUCCCAAAGAGCAAACACACAACAAACGUGUGGUUUGAGUAUGUUUGUGCGUGCGAGUGUAUUAUAAAAGAUCACUGGGGGGGAGAGAAUCAACGACACGACAAAUGAAUUCUUCUCUGCAGUGUUGUCGGUUUGUACAGAUGUUUUUCAGAAACGGGGUGUGAAGGGUCAUGUUGGGCCAUAUCAUUGCUGCCUUUUCAGUGUACUGCACCUUUAAUACAUUUAACACCCCCCACACAGUUCUUAGUGUAUCAGAUGAAACACCCCACCCCCCUGCCCAAAUACAGGAGUCACUGAUGUAUUUAAUGAUGUUGAUGGUGGUGAGAACUACUGCUUAUUUCUGGCCAUUUUCCUUUUUUCAUGUUUUUAUUUUUUUAUUUUUUUGUUUGUUUGUUUUGUUUUUCAUUGGCCUUAGUGGUCCACAGUGGCUUGAAGCAGAGAGAGAAAGCAGGACAGACUUUUUAUGGUGUUCUCAGAUCAGAGCUCAUGUUCAACACCACAAACCAGAAGAAGUUGCUUCUUUUUCUCUUUCUCUGCAUUUGAUGUUCCAGUGUCUUGAAGCUGAAGAAAAACACACACACACACACACACACACACACACACACACACACACACGGGGU